AUGACAAUAGAAAGGAAUAGCCAGACAUUGGAUAUAGUUCAAAUAAGCAAGUCUUUGUCUUGGAUACUUCGACACGGUGUUCAAAGAGAAGGCUUAGAGAUAAGUGAUGAAGGCUAUGUCUCCUUAUCAACCCUUUUGAGACAUAAAAAAUUUAGGAAAUACAACUUCAAUGAUAUAAAAAGAGUUGUGGAUAGUAAUGACAAGCAGAGAUUUAAACUUAGGCUAAAUCCCAGUACUUCACUCUGGGAAAUUAAAGCUAAUCAAGGACAUUCAAUUAAGAGCGUUAAAAAUUCUGAAUUAAUACCAAUUAUACAGGAUAAAUAUCCCUUAGUUAUCCAUGGCACUUAUUUAAGGAAUUGGGAUAAUAUAAAAAUACAAGGUUUGAGUCACAUGUCCCGCAACCACAUCCAUUUUGCAAAAGGACUCCCAAAUGACCCAAACAUCAAAAGUGGUAUACGCAGAGAUGCACAAGUUCUGAUUUAUAUUAACUUAAAGAAGGCUCUUCAGGGCGGUAUAAAAUUUUUUGAAUCAGAAAAUGGUGUUAUCUUGACUGAGGGUGAUGCAAAUGGAUUUCUAAAACCUGAGUAUUUUUUGAGAGCUGUUAAGUUUGAAAACAAUAUAAUAGUACCUCAUCCUAAUACAACUUCCAAAGUAAGGCAAGAUGGGCCUAGUAAGCAGAUAAAUAGCAGUUCUGCUGAUUUGAAGAUAAAUGUUUCUGGAUUCCCACCAUACACAAGAAUUGAUGACCUGAAAAAUACAUUUUCAAGUUAUGGGCAAGUAAAUGUGAAGAUUUAUAAGAGGCAAGCGGUUAUCACUUUUGCAAAUAAAGAUGAUGUGGAGCAUGCUCUUUCACAAUCCAAUAAGUUGACUUUGUAUGGCUCGUUUCUGACUUUAAAACCACACUCAACCGCACCAGCCCAUGAAAAGGCAAAACCACAUUUUGCAAGAAGUAAACAUGAACAUAAAAUACUUGAGCCGCAGAAAAUAGAUUUAUCCGGGGACGUCUAUAAACAGUUGGAUAACAUCUUGGACGUGAUUAGAUUGACCCAACAGGAAGUUAUAAAUAUAUCUAUGCUUUACCUUGAUCUAGAAACUGCGUUACAAACAUAUUGGCCUGGUUGUCGCGCAGUUCCUUUCGGAUCAAUCACAACUGGACUGGGGAUCAAAGGUAGCGAUGCGGACUGCUUUGUCGAAAUUCCAAAUGCUAUUGGCAGUCCGGACUUUACAUACGUCUUUAAGGCUAAGAGAAUCCUACAACAAUAUCCGGAUAUAUUUACUGAUAUCUUAACAAUACCAAAUGCUAAUACUCCAAUUGUCAAGUUUUUCCAUACGCCCACAGGAACAAACUGCGACCUUUCAUUUAAGACUUUGCUUGGUACGCGAAAUAGUCAGCUAAUUGCAUUUCUGUUGCAUGCCGAUCCAAGACUAAUACCCACCGCAGUUCUAAUUAAAUAUUGGGCAAAGGUUCAUGACUUAUCUGGCACAGGUAAAAUGAGCAACUAUGCAUUGACAAUGCUUUUCAUAUUUUAUCUACAACAAGUUUCCAUACUACCAUCAGUUGAAUGGCUUCAGAAGAAUAGCUCGGAGUGGAUUGUCGAUCAUUGGAACACCGGCUUCCUGAACGAGCAUUCGUUGUUACCGAAAACGGAGAACAGUAUGACCAUUGCAGAAAUUUUAGGUGGAUUUUUCAAAUAUUAUUCGGACUUCAACUUUGACACUCUCACUAUUUGCCCUUUGACUGGAAGCACCAUUCCAAAAAAACUUUUCCAAGAUGUCGAGUCCCUUCCCGAUUUGCUGAACCGGUACAAAGAGAAUGUCAAAAAUGACAUAGUAAAACCUAUGAACCUUAAAACUGCAGUGUGCAUCCAAGAUCCCUUUGAGUUGUGUCACAAUGUUGGGUGCAUGAUAGGGAACAAGCUCUCUAAAGACAUUAAAGCGUAUUUGAAAUUCGCUGCAGCAGCUUUCAAAGAUGAAGAAUCUCCUCAAGACUUUCUUAGGACCAUUUUAUUAAAAGCACCCCCUGUACCAAGUAAGGAAAAUAUGUUGUACAGAUCUACAAUAUAUUCCAAAGAGUUGAAUGAAAUUGUCGACGAAGAGUGGAAAAACAUAGUACAAAGUGUCAUUUCAUUAAUAUUCGAAGAUAUUUGCCACGCCAAACUUGAAAAGGUCGUAAGUGACGCGACGCAGCCCACGAAGAAAGGAGGGGAUAAAAAAGCACCAAUUAAGAAAGAUGAGGAGCGUUACUUUUUUACCUUGACUAAGGCAGUGUGGAAAAGAAAAAGAUUCACUAAACUUUAUGCCCAUAUGAGGGGAACGUUUUUAGAAAAACAAAUAAAAAUUACCCAUGAAAUAAUCAAUAUUGAUAAAGAGAUGCAUAAUCUAAGGAUACAACUAGCAAUAAUUCCCACCAAGAUCAAAUCUGUGUCCGUCAAUAUCAAGUACAUUGAUGGUAACAUGACGGACUUCCAGGAGUUUGGAAAAAUGUUCAACAGCAUGUUUAAGCAGUGGUUUCUUAUAUUAAUGCGUCCAUACUUGCCAAAAAAUAAUACAAAUGUAGCAAAAGAUGACAGUCAAGAACACAACAUUAUAAACAAGGACAGUAAGAAGACCCAUUUGGGCAAUUCAGAGAAUGACUUGUUACUUGCUGUACAAAAUUGUUCAUUAAGUGAGGGUCCUGACUAA
Messenger RNA from Leptosia nina, 2682 nucleotides. NCBI's taxonomy places the organism in Eukaryota, Metazoa, Arthropoda, Insecta, Lepidoptera, Pieridae. The record is from the annotation of a GenBank genome assembly.